Oppiella nova is the source of this 1035-nucleotide messenger RNA. Lineage: Eukaryota; Metazoa; Arthropoda; Arachnida; Sarcoptiformes; Oppiidae. The record is from the annotation of a GenBank genome assembly.
GGCCUCCAGUCCAUCAAACAGGAACUCUAUACCCUCCAGAAGCUGAAACACCCGCACAUUAUCCAACUCCUCGACCACUUCAUGCUCGUGGAGAGCGAUCCUAAGAGGAAGUCCCGACACAAACGCAUCUCUCUGUAUAUAUUCAUGCAUUUUGCCCCCAAAGGCACUCUCUAUGAUCUGCUCCAUAAGGAGGGACCGUUUGACGAGAAGGACUCCCGGUAUUGGUUCGCGCAGAUGUUGAGUGCAAUGGUCUACAUGCAUAACAAACGUAUAGCGCACCGGGACCUCAAACUGCAGAACGUGUUGCUCGACGUCAACCACGACUGUCUUAUCUCGGACUUCGGGUUAUGCAAAGUGUACGCCGAGACGGAGGAGCGCAUCGGUAUCGAGGCGUUUGAGGCGAAGACCUUCUGCGGGACCACCGCUUAUAUGCCGCCCGAAAUGCUAGACAGAAAACGGGACAAUAAGUCGAAAUAUAAGUACAACCCUUUCAUGGCGGACGUGUGGGCUUUGGGAGUCAUACUCUUCCAACUGUUCACCAGCGAACAGCCCUUCCCGUCGACCAACAAAAUGAGGGUCGGAAAAGUGGUUCGUCUCAUGCAUAAGAAGGCGUACGUCUGGGGCGGACGGGGCGGACACCAUCCCACUCCUCUGCUCGAAAUGAUCGUGAAGUUGAUGUUAGACCCGAACGUCAAGAGUAGGGCCACAAUGAAAUCGUUGACAGAAAAUCCGUGGGUUAUCGACACAUAUAAAAUAGUUGAGCAAAAGUGUGCGGACCUAAUGAGGGCGCAGACAGAUAAGAAUAAGAGCGGACAGACCCCCAGUGGACAGGUGUCUAAGCGAGUGCCAGACAACGAGAAACUUAAUAAGAGACCCAAAGAGGAGCCAAAGGCCGCCGUAAGUCCUAAAGACAAAAACAAUAUGAGAGUGGAGUCAACCGGUUCCGGAUAUUAUCAGGAACUCAUUAAAGGGCAGCAAAAGGUUAGGUCUGUCUCACAAUAUAAAGGCCCGAAUACGCCCAAUAAUAUUCAUUGA